Molecule: messenger RNA, 3622 nt
Organism: Ceratina calcarata
Lineage: Eukaryota; Metazoa; Arthropoda; Insecta; Hymenoptera; Apidae
Gene: trbl
Product: tribbles pseudokinase 2
Exons: 4
Coding region: 1046-2092 (348 amino acids)
Biological process (GO): protein phosphorylation; positive regulation of proteasomal ubiquitin-dependent protein catabolic process; regulation of MAP kinase activity
Cellular component (GO): nucleus
Molecular function (GO): protein kinase activity; mitogen-activated protein kinase kinase binding; ATP binding
Source: RefSeq, a predicted model, not a curated record
GGGUUAAGCCGAGACGGUGACUGUGGCUUCGUUUCGUUCGGUUUCAGUCGUUUGCUGCACAAUGGCGCGAUCGGUCUGUGCUUGUUCGUUCUGCUGCCGCCGUCGUUUCUGAGCGGAGGGCCGGCCCAAAACGUUGGACCGUCCGUUGCGCGGGAUACAAAUCUCACCGCCAUAGUCUCCCGCACGUUUCGUGAACCGCUCAGCUUUCCAAGUUUCCCUGUUUCUCUUGAAUUGUCCUACGCGACGAAGGAGAAACAGUAACAACGACGGCUGGUCGGGAAACAAAUUGCCGAGAACCGUGAAAAACCAAUCGAAAGAAGACCACCUCUCUCGACUACCUACCGACGACCAUCACAGGUAGUGCCGAUUAGAAGAAAAGGCCAGGUUUUAUCCGAAGCUAUUCGAAAAACCGAUACAUCCGGUGAAUACCAUCGGGAGUAAUACGUUUUUCGAGCACGGCGGUUAAUCAACAACGUCUUUGGGGGAAAACUACGGAUUACGUCUGAUAGUUUCUCCGCCCCAGCCUCCCGUUCAGGAACGUACGGCGACAACAGGAAGAACAUACAAAGAGCUUUCUCGUAAAGAGUGAUCGACUAUUACCCACGAAGAUCUCCGUCCAAGGACCCAGCGGUAAACGAAGCAACGCUGCGUGGGCCCGAGCACAAGUGAUAUUCUUACCUAAAUAUUAAUUAAAUACGUAGCUAUACACGUCGUGUUUGUAUUACCGAUAGAGCUUAAAAAAAGCGUGCAAAUCGGCCCCGUUACAAUCCGAUAAAUCGUCGCAGACUACCGUGUUCGGUAAAUCUUGUGACGUGAAAGUGUGUUCAAAAAGAAAACAAAAAUAAAAAGAUUCUCUACUUUAACGGUCCAUUGACAAUAACUACGAGUCAUUUUUAAGAAUUUCGAUUAACCGAACUCAGUGCUUCAUUCGACGCGUCUGAAACUACAGUGGACGCUGUUUCAAAAAGGAAGAAGGUAACGGAAAGCCAGGCGCUAAGUGUUGUCACGAGUGUAAAACACAGUGCGUGUGUGAAAACGGCACAAUAUGAGAGUGACGGCUGCCAUCAGGCAACAGCAUUCUUUUCAUCAGCAAGUGGCUCGUUCCAACAAUGGAAAGUUCCUGUUCAGUCCGAACAAUAAUCAGGACAUCAGUCAACAGCCGACGAGCGACGAGACGAGCUCUGUGCCACCGGUUGUCUUCCCUAGUUAUGAACCAGUGCCUACCGAUCAUCACGGUCCGACCAUUCUCGCUGAUCGGUAUUUACUCCUUGGACCGGCUGAAGGAAGCACUCUCUAUCGAUGCGUCGAUGUUCACACUGGCCAACAUCUCGUCGCAAAGGCAUUAACCGUGGGCGAUAAAGGUUGCAAAGCGCUGCUGCAAGCUCACAUUCGAUUAGAGGGCACCGGAGCAGCCAGCGGGAUCGCAGGUGUGGUGGGUGGACCCGGGAGUCGGCGAUAUCUCCUGCUUGAGGGCCAUCACGGUGACCUGCACGCCUACGUAAGAGCACGUAGGAGACUACGGGAACCGGAGGCGAGGCGGCUCUUCCGGCAAGCGGCCAGGGCCGUAGCCACGUGUCACGAGUAUGGAGUCGUGCUCAGAGACCUAAAGCUCAGGAAAUUCGUCUUUGCCGACGAAGCGAGAACUCGACUUCGUCUGGAGAGUCUUGAGGACGCGGUGAUCGUCGAAGGCGGCGACGACAAGUUGACGGACCGACGAGGUUGCCCAGCUUAUGUGGCGCCGGAAGUACUUCGAUCGGGUCAAGCCUAUUCCGGUAAGGCGGCUGACAUCUGGUCUCUAGGCGUGCUCCUUUACACCAUGCUGGUCGGCCGGUACCCGUUCAACGACGCCGAACACGCGUCUCUGUUCGCGAAGAUCUCGCGCGGACAGUUCGCGGUUCCAGAAGGACUGAGCCCGCGCGCCCGUUGUCUCAUCCGCUCGUUACUGAGAAAGGAACCGUCCGAGAGGCCGUACGCGGAGGAUGUGCCGAGGCAUCCGUGGCUGGCGAAACCAUUGCGAGUAUGCACCGCGUCCAGCAGAUCCUCGUGUCAGGAUCAAAUCGUACCAGAGCUACCUAACAAUCCUCAAGACUGAAUUUUCCGCGUGAAGAAAAUAUAUUACGCGCGCGCACUGAACCCAGCUUUCCUUCUUAAUCACUUAUACGUAUAGAUAGGAAGAAAGGUUGUUCCGAGAGUUCAACGUGAUUUUCCUCUCUUCUCUUCUUUAUUUACACGUACGAUGGUACGAUGUUAGGUGCAGACGCUUGAUUGUAUGAAAAAAAUCUAGCUGUAUCAGCUCCGUCUUAUUCAAAAUUUCGUGUCGAAAGCAAUGAAUGUCAUGAAAGAGAACUAUAAUAAUAUUUCCUGUUUGAACCAGGCGAAACGAAUGAAAGAUAAUGUUGGACCAAAGUGAUAUAUAAUAAAAUGUCUGUAUCUAACUCGCUACGCGAUCAUGUGUACACAGGAACAUUAAAAACAAUAUGCGUGCAUUUUCGUCUCUAUUGCUUUCGUAUGCAGAUUGUGCGUAAAAACCAUGUUAAUUGUUGCAAUGAUAUCCAAUAAUGGGUUAAACUAUUAGUCGCCGUAUCGUGGGAUAGUACCGAUUCCAAACAAACUGUUCUUUCCGUUUCUUUUGUUUCGUUCGCGUUGCGUUACGCUGAGAAAGAACGGUCCAGCAUUAUAAUAAGGAUCGUAACACGUUUUACGCUUGGAAACGUUAGAGAACGUCUAAUGGAAUGAUCGUUAUUCGAACUUCGGUAACAAAAAUAUAUAAACGGCGUUUUGUUUAUUUCAACUUGAUCUAUUUCUUUCAACAUGUAUGUUCACAUAUUAUUAAUAAGAAACAUUCGAUUGUUGUAGCUGUUUAUUUUAAUUGUCAUUAAGCAUCGUAUGUCUGUUUCUGCAAACGUAUGAUUCGUUUCAAAACAUGAAACCGAAUCGUUUAUUUUAUGAAUAGAAGAAAAGUAUGUUCUUAUUUUUGUAUGUGAACAAAAAUAUCUACGUGUAUCUUAUCGUAUUCAGAAAGAAGAGAGUGAAAGACACUUUUUUUAAAUCAGUUUGCCAAACAUUAUACAAAAUUGCUAUUUUCUUCUGUUUAUCUUUUAAAUAAACGUAUAUCCAGUUGACUCAUCGACAUUGCUACAAGUUCUUUUUCAGUUUUGCUUUUUGUUCCUUCCAAACUCAAGACUAUAAACAUAAUUUUUAUAAUGUAUGGUGGAACGAUCAACCUCGUAAUCUUCCUUAAUAAUUUAAUUCGAAAAAAGUACCAAGCGUCGUUGCUGACAUCUGUAUCUGAUAUAAAUUAUUUUGUAAUUCCCAGAAGAAUAAGAUUAAGUCUAGGAUUAUCCAAUGUACAUGUUAAAUAUGCGUAUAAGAGACUUUUUCCUUUAUAUUUUAUAAUGCAGUUCUCUUCGCGCACUGCAUACCGCGUGUUCAAUAUCAGUGCACGACUUCUUGUAUCGUUUGAGUCAGGGUACAAUGGUGGGAGUGUCGUUACGAUGACACUGAAACAUGUAUAUAAGUUCAGUCCACUAAGUCCUACUAAAUCCUAAUAAAUAUUCAUUAGGAACGUUAAUAAGAGUUAUGUACAUAGAUAAAUAAAGUGGCGUUUAUGAUAAAUCAUCGA